Saccoglossus kowalevskii is the source of this 918-nucleotide messenger RNA. RefSeq names its product DNA-directed RNA polymerase II subunit RPB1-like. The record is from RefSeq and is a predicted model, not a curated record. NCBI's taxonomy places the organism in Eukaryota, Metazoa, Hemichordata, Enteropneusta, Harrimaniidae.
AUGAUUGCCAUGUACUUGCCAGAUGAUGGAGAAUUUGGUGAAGCAAAAUGUCAUGUACGCCUUCAUCGAUUGGACUAUGUCCUUGCGGACGUCUGCAUCGACCAAAAUGAUAACUCACUAUAUGGCGAUGAUUACUCACCAUAUACCGAUGGUUACUCACUAUAUGUCGAUGAUGACUCACUAUAUGGCGAUGAUUACUCACCAUAUACCGAUGAUUACUCACUAUAUGCCGAUGAUGACUCACUAUAUGGCGAUGAUUACUCACCAUAUACCGAGGAUUACUCACUAUAUGCCGAUGAUGAAUCACUAUAUGGCGAUGAUUACUCAAUACACGUCGACGAUUACUCACUAUAUGCCGAUGAUGAAUCACUAUAUGGCGAUGAUUACUCACCAUAUACCGAUGAUUACUCACUAUAUGCCGCUGAUGACUCACUAUAUGGCGAUGAUUACUCAAUACACGUCGACGUUUACUCACUAUAUGCCGAUGAUGACUCACUAUAUGAUGAUAACUCACUAUAUGGCGAUGAUUACUCAGCAUAUACCGAUGGUUACUCACUAUAUGCCGAUGAUGACUCACUAUAUGGCGAUGAUUACUCACCAUAUACCGAUGAUUACUCACUAUAUGCCGAUGAUGACUCACUAUAUGGCGAUGAUUACUCACCAUAUACCGAGGAUUACUCACUAUAUGCCGAUGAUGAAUCACUAUAUGGCGAUGAUUACUCAAUACACGUCGACGAUUACUCACUAUAUGCCGAUGAUGACUCACUAUAUGGCGAUGAUUACUCACCAUAUACCGAUGAUUACUCACUAUAUGCCGCUGAUGACUCACUAUAUGGCGAUGAUUACUUACCAUAUACCGAUGAUUACUCACAAUAUGUUGACGAUUAUUUACUUUAUGCUGUUGCUUACAUCACUUAG